Cladocopium goreaui is the source of this 549-nucleotide messenger RNA. NCBI's taxonomy places the organism in Eukaryota, Dinophyceae, Suessiales, Symbiodiniaceae. The record is from the annotation of a GenBank genome assembly.
AUGGCAUCUUUGAGGCCCAAGCGCACUGCUGUGAAGAGCGCUGCCAGCCCCAAGCGUCGCCAGGAAGAUGACAGAUCUCAGGCUGCGACAGGUGAUAGCUCGUCUGAAACAGAGGUCAGAGCUGAAGCCAAGGAGGCCCUGGCGAGGCUGGUCUCGACGAAGCGACAGGAGCUGCAGAGCAUUCGACUCCAAGCGAAGGUCCAGCAGCUGGCGCAGCUGCGGCGUCGCCUCCAGGAGCAAAAGGUGGCGGUGACCGCGUCCAAUUCAGAGGACCUAAAUGAAAGAGACGUUGCGCGACAAAGGGAGGAGUCCUGUCGGCGUCUACGGCAAACUCUCUUGCAGUCGCUGAAAAAGAAACAGGAGGAGGAUCAAGACAGUGAUGAGCUUUCGGAGACUCUGGUCGUCCUUGAGUCUGAUGUGGAGCCUCCUACGGCCAAGAAAAGAAUGCUCGAAGAGGAAAGACAGCCUGUGCAGCUGAAAGCCGCAUCCAAGGUACCUCGUUUAGUUGCCGCAAAACCUCUACGCCUCACUCCGAGACAAGGAUCUUGA